Lodderomyces margitis is the source of this 1053-nucleotide messenger RNA. RefSeq lists its product as uncharacterized. Lineage: Eukaryota; Fungi; Ascomycota; Pichiomycetes; Serinales; Debaryomycetaceae. The transcript has a single exon. Gene Ontology annotation, cellular component: cytoplasm. Bases 1 to 1053 code for a protein of 350 amino acids. The record is from RefSeq and is a predicted model, not a curated record.
AUGAAGGUCAUAAGAGAUAAGGAUAUCCAAUCCUUUCUUACAAAGGAAUUGACAAAAGAGUCUAUUCUCCAUCAAUUUCAACCAAUUUUGUUGAGAGGUUUAUCUACAUAUGCAUGCAAUCCAAAUGCCAUAGUCCCUCCUAGAAUCGUGCAACAAUCAAACAAUCCAGACUCCGACACGACACAUGUGUAUAUGCCAUGCAUAUCGCCUGAUGAGGUAGGUAUAAAGGUCAUCAGUGGUGGACCCUCAAAUAAUUCCAAAGGUUUGGGAUUUCAAGGAUGUGUGAUGAUUUUAGACGAAUUCACUGGCCAAUUGAAUGCAAUAAUCAAUGCUGCUUGCUUAACGGCAUUUAGAACCGCCUUAGCUAGUGUUCUAGGGCUUACUAGAGUAGUGCCAGUUGAUUCUGAAAACAUUUUGCCUGAGAUCUCCGUUUUUGGUGUUGGACAACAAGCAUAUUGGCAUAUUAAGUUAGCUUUAGUUUUAUACGAAGGAAAGAUUAAAGGUGUUAACAUAAUGAAUAGAACUUUGGCAAAUGCAAAAAAGCUAAGCAAAGAGUUGGAGAAAGCGUUUGACAAUGUUGAAUUUAGAGCAUACCUGUUUGAUGAGGACUCAAAAUACAAUCUGCAUAUCGCAAACAGUUCCAUUAUAUUUGGAUGCACUCCAUCGACAUCGGCCGUGAUAAAGCAAACUUUUUUAAACAAAGACCCCAAGUAUGCAAAGUUUAUUUCCCUAAUUGGAUCGUACAAACCGCAUAUGAUUGAAUUGGAUUUGGAUUUUAUGCAUCACCUUAGAAAUUCUGGCGUGAGGGUAAUCGUUGAUUCGAAAGAGCAUACAUUACAUGAAGCAGGGGAAUUGAUUCAGUCGGGUUAUACUGACAACCAAUUGGUUGAGAUUCAUGAAUUGUACGAUGAAGAAGACUUUAGCUCAGUUACUGAUUCAACAACCGGUAUAACAGUACAAAAGAUUGUUGGGUUGUCGAUUAUGGAUUUGUGUAUGGGGAAGUAUAUAUAUGAGAAAAUUGGAGACGAUGCCGUGAUUGUAAAUGACUUUUAG